GUCAACGCUUGAUUCACCAAUACAAGCUUUUGGCUUCUUCGAGCAACACACAGAACAAGAUGGUUACUAAAGUUUACAUUGUUUACUAUUCCAUGUACGGACAUGUUGAGAAGCUGGCUGAAGAGAUUAAAAAAGGAGCUGCUUCUGUGGAAGGAGUAGAAGCAAAACUCUGGCAGGUGCCUGAAACACUGCCUCAAGAGGUACUCGGGAAGAUGGGAGCACCUCCAAAGAGUGACGUACCAAUUAUCACACCCAAUGAACUAGCUGAUGCAGACGGCUUCUUGUUUGGUUUUCCCACAAGAUUUGGAUUGAUGGCUGCUCAAUUCAAAGCCUUCUUGGAUGCAACUGGAGGCUUAUGGCGAACGCAGGCUCUUGCUGGAAAACCUGCCGGAAUGUUCUACAGCACAGGAUCUCAAGGUGGCGGACAGGAAACCACCCCAUUGACAUCCAUUACUCAGCUUGUUCAUCACGGGAUGAUUUUUGUGCCAAUUGGAUACACAUUCGGUGCCGGCAUGUUCGAGAUAGAGCAGGUGAAAGGAGGGUCUCCAUAUGGUGCAGGCACAUUUGCAGGGGAUGGCUCAAGACAGCCUUCUGAAUUGGAAUUGGCCCAAGCUUUUCAUCAGGGCAAGUACUUUGCAGGCAUUGCCAAGAGGCUCAAGGGAUCUUCUUCAUCCGAAUGAUUUUUUUCUUUUCCUGUUAUAUAUUCUACCUUGUGUUUCAGUUCCUCAUUGCGAAACAGAAUAAGAUGCUAGCUGGGAUUUAAAAAAGAGUGAGAACGUGAUAUGAUAUUUUGUUGACAGUGUUGUCAUAGUGUAACUUGGAAUACAAUAUUUUACUACCAAUAACAAGAAUUUGCUUGCUUUUGUAUUUUGAUUGGCUUAAUGGACUUUUUGGCUCUACA
Neltuma alba is the source of this 901-nucleotide messenger RNA. Its product is annotated as NAD(P)H dehydrogenase (quinone) FQR1. The transcript has 4 exons. The coding region runs from base 60 to 680 and encodes 206 amino acids. Gene Ontology annotation, molecular function: NAD(P)H dehydrogenase (quinone) activity; FMN binding. The record is from RefSeq and is a predicted model, not a curated record. Gene Ontology annotation, cellular component: membrane. NCBI's taxonomy places the organism in Eukaryota, Viridiplantae, Streptophyta, Magnoliopsida, Fabales, Fabaceae.